AUGGCCGCCCUCCAAACUAUCGAAGUUCCACACCUAGGUGGCAUCAAAGCUGGAUACGCCUUUUCUAAGGACCACUAUGAUCCUUCCAAGCCGACAUGUGUGCUCGUUAAUUCUAUGUGCAUGACCGUAUCUCUCUACCAUGAUCAAUUCAACAAUGAAGCUCUGACAGAUACCAUGAACCUUCUGGCCAUUGAGCCAUUAGGCCAUGGCUCUACCAGUUCUCCCUCGGAACACUUUACCUACUGGGAUUCUGCCCACAUGGCCUUACAGAUUAUCGGUCUCAUGCCCCUUGGGACCUCCAUGGAUUAUGAAUCCUUGGAUUCUCGGUCCAAGGGCUGUUGGGACCCUGCUGCCAAUCUCACGGUAUUUUAUGAAAAGUGGACCAGUCCCUCGGCUACACCCGACUUUGUUGUGGAUGAUGUCUGGUGCGGUCUAGUGGGGGGAAUUGGCUUUGGUACCGCUGCCAACGAAACGAGAUCCUCGUUCUGGACUCAGACUUUGAAGGAAGUGUAUAAAGGUGAUGAGGGCCGGAAAAAGGUCCGAAUGGCGCUCAAUUGCCUACUGGAGAGGGAUGGGCUCCUGCUUCGGAUCGGGGAUAUCAAAUGUCCUGUCUAUUGGUUGCAGGGAACUGAAGACACUCCUUUUGGGACGAUCGUUCCUGCGGAACAGAUUAAACGUUUUACCUCGUCUGUGGAGGCCAAACUGGUGAUGAUUGAAGGGGGUGCCCAUUAUCUGAAUGCCACUAACCCAAAGGAGGUCGAUGAGGCACUUCUGGAGAUGGUAACGAAAUAUUCCGUAUAG
This is a messenger RNA of Penicillium coprophilum, 801 nucleotides long. RefSeq names its product alpha/beta fold hydrolase. The transcript has 3 exons. Lineage: Eukaryota; Fungi; Ascomycota; Eurotiomycetes; Eurotiales; Aspergillaceae. The coding region runs from base 1 to 801 and encodes 266 amino acids. The record is from RefSeq and is a predicted model, not a curated record.